Acanthosepion pharaonis is the source of this 525-nucleotide messenger RNA. NCBI's taxonomy places the organism in Eukaryota, Metazoa, Mollusca, Cephalopoda, Sepiida, Sepiidae. The record is from the annotation of a GenBank genome assembly.
AUGGGGGGUUAUUCCCCCAAAUCUCUCUCUCUCUCUCUCUCUCUCUCUCUCUCUCUCUCUUUCUCAGUCCCUCUUUCUUCAUUUUCAGUAUUUCUCACUGUUUUUUACACAUUUUUUUAUUGCUUUCUUUCUCUUCCCCACCUCACUUACUGUCAUUUUUUCUCUUCUUUGUGCAAAGCUUUUCAGUAUUUUUACAGCGGUCGAGCCUCCGCCAUCUUGAAUAAACUCUUCAUUCUCCCUCGCCCGGCGAAGAGACAUAUUGGACAAGGUGAUAACACCUGCCAUAGAACGAUGUUCAACGUGGUCGUUCUGAAAAACCAUUGCUUUGAUGAUGUUGAAUAUACUUCUCUCUCUCUCUCUCUUUCUCUCUCUCUCUCUCUCUCUCUCUCUCUCUCUCUCUCUCUCUCUCUCUCUCUCUCAAGCGAGAUGUUGCGAACACUUCGUAUGUAUCUAUCUAUCUAUCUAUCUAUCUAUCUAUCUCAGACUCUUCAUAUAUCUCUAUCUAUUUAUCUAUAUUAUAUAUAA